Molecule: messenger RNA, 2189 nt
Organism: Myzus persicae (green peach aphid)
Lineage: Eukaryota; Metazoa; Arthropoda; Insecta; Hemiptera; Aphididae
Exons: 6
Source: RefSeq, a predicted model, not a curated record
UCGAUUUUAUCAUACAGAAAAAAAUAUUUGUAUUAUCACGUAUUAUAACUGAUAACAAACUUGUGUCAGAAGAUCACCGUGUUAUCAAUGCAUUAGUAAAUAAUUUUAUCUUUAUAACAGAUUAGGUGUAAUAUCGUUUACAUUCACUUGAGUUUGAUAAAGAAAAAAGUGUCCUAAACCAAUUUUCCUAAAAACCACAAGACCGAAUAUAACUUUAUCACUUUUUGUUUCUAUUCACCACACUGUUUCUAUUCACCCCAUUUGACGGUGUAGGAUGUUAGAACUUUUACAAAUAACAAAAAUUAGCAAACAAUUCAGAAAAAAAUUCUUUUAAUAUCUAUAAGCACACAUGAUGAACUUAAUACAAUUAAAUAUAAUAUAUAUUUAUUAUUUAAAAAUAUUUAACACAGUUUUUUAAAAAAAGUUUGCUAGGAUUACAAAUAGAUAUUGGUACAGUAAAGAUAGCUUAUUUUUUUUUCAGUUAUUAUAAAUGCAGUAAUGCUAGUACUUAUUUUUGUCCGGGAUCAAUCAAGAAGCUGAGAAACGGAACUGUAGUGAUAAUAAAAUCACAUGAGGGCCAUGUUAGUGAGCAAAAUAACUCUCAGCAACUGAUUCAUAAUUUUUGUGAAAUUUUGAAAACGAGGGCAUCUACUGAGAAUAUCUCGUUAAGGAAUUUAUAUGAUGAGGAAUCUAGAAGACAUGUGGUAGCAGCAGGGUUGUACCCAUGGUCAACAGCCGAAUCUCUAAUGCGACAUGCCCGAAGAAGAUCAUUGCCUAGAUUGCCUAACUCACUGUUAGAUUUGGCAACUCUAUUUGACAAUGGCCAGCUAAAUCGGUUUUCUUGUUGCGACUCUCCUUUUUUUAGAGGAUGUGUUAGAGAUGUGGAUGGAAGAAGUAGCAUCAUUUUUGGAUGUAUGAAUUUAAUUGUUAAUGUUCUGCAACAUGGUGUGACAGAGUUACAUGCGGAUGCCACGUUCAAGGUUGUACCUAGAAACAUGGGAUACCAAUUACUAACCAUACAUUGUAUGAUCGAAAACCAUUCCAUACCUAUUGUCUAUAUUCUUAUGGAAAGUAAGUCACGGAAUUCAUACAACUGUGUUAUGCGAUUUGUAAAAGAUAAUCUUUUACCAAACUUAACAGUUGAAGUCAUUAUAACUGACUAUGAGGUGGCUCUGAGGGAUGUUUUGAUUUCAUCAUUUCCAGAAGCCCGUUAUGCUGGUUGCUGGUUUCAUCAUAACCAAGCUGUAUGGAGAAAAAUGAACAGUUUAGGAUACUUACAUCAUCUAAAUACUAACGAUAAUGCCCGUAAGGUAUUGAAACUCCUUAUGUCCCUUCCAUUAUUGCCAGCUAGAGAUAUGGAGAACGGAUUUGUAUUAAUUAGAGCAUUUGCACGAAAUCAUGAUGUCCACUUGGAAAGAUUGCUAAGUUAUUAUGAACGAUAUUGGUUAAGAAAUAUUGGUCCACAAGUUGUGUCGGUUCAUGGACUGCCUCGUCGGACAAAUAAUAACAUUGAGAGCUUCCAUAACGCCUUAAGAUUAAAGUUUUCUGUCGCGCAUCCAAGCUUAUGGGUAUUUAUAGGCACUUUAACUACUUUGAGUUCCAGUUACCAUUUGGUCAAUCAACAAAUUUUGAAUCACUUGCGUCCCACUAGGCAUGUGAGGACCAAGUUUUUGGCUAACUCUCACAGGAUAAAGUAUGCUACAGAGCAAUACCAAUUAGGACAAAUAUCCAUAUGGCAAUUUCUUCUGCGUUGUUCGUAUACCAGCGCAGCUUAUGAAUUAAGGUUGCGAACCUGGGCGUUGAGAAUGAACGAUGCUGAUGUAGAUGAUGAAUCAGACCACAAUGUUCCAGCAGAUGCAGUUCUAGUACCAGAUCACAUUCCCAAUGUUAUUGAUCCACAGCCAGUGGAAAAUAAUAACUUGCAAUUGGAUCUGAAUCAACCGUUUAAUGAUGCACCACGUUCACCGCCAAUUAUGAACCCUCCAGAUUCGCCAGAUGUACCUCAGCCGCCGGACAACAGAAACUUGUGUAUGACAUGCUUGGUAGUGUCUCUAUCUGAUAGCGAACAGCAAUAUAUUGUAUUACCAUGUGGCCACGCAUGGGUGUGUGAUGUGUGUGUAAGGCAGUUGGAACAACAAAACUCUGUAUGCCCAAUGUGUAGAGCAGAAAAUGUAAUUUUUCAACGGGUG